CCAUGAGAAAUUCUAUUGUUGACAUCGCGUGGAGUAGCUACAAUGCCCCAAGUGAGCUGCACGUAGAAGGCACCUACGAGAAGCACGCAGCUCCUUUGCGUAAGGCCCAUUUCAAAUGUUAUGAGUGACGAAUAUGUCGGACAACGAAUGAGGCAAGUCAGUGUCCAGGGAAGCAAUAGGAAGAGGACGGAGCGUCUCUGCACCUGGUAACCUGCCGUCGGGUCCUCGAGGGAAGUCUACAAGGUUCCUGUGGACAUGGACGAGUCGUCGACUCGGCUGUGUGUGGGAAGGAGACCGCGUCAAACUCGGUUAUAUGAAAUACGUUCAGCUGUCGUUCUACCUUGCCCUCUCUUGCUCAAUCACGCGGCGAAGGGCGUUCAUUCGUUGGGUGGGUUCGAUGUCGAGAUUUACGCAGCAACUUUGAACGCUUCAUGGGCCUUCUUGAUCGAGUCAAUGUCGACGCGCGUGCCGCGUUCUCCGUUGGCCCACUUCCACGCGGCAAAGUCGACAUCACUGCGAGACGCGAUUUUGCUCUUCAAAGGUUCCUUGGUGGCGGCACGCACGACCAUGGCGGCCUUGUUCACGUAUUGAAGGUAGGACAGGCCCGCCGAGCGCCACAACGAAGUUCCUCCAGGUGCCAUGAUGUCACAGAG
Messenger RNA from Aphanomyces invadans, 653 nucleotides. RefSeq lists its product as hypothetical. The record is from RefSeq and is a predicted model, not a curated record. NCBI's taxonomy places the organism in Eukaryota, Oomycota, Saprolegniomycetes, Saprolegniales, Verrucalvaceae. The transcript has a single exon. Bases 256 to 591 code for a protein of 111 amino acids.